AUGGACUUGUCGCCUGUGCAUCCUGGACCAGUCGCGGAUCAGAUAUUAGUGUUACUGGGUGACCAUAGGUCCGCCUAUGUAUGGGACGGACAUGUAUUGGAUCAGACUCUCCGCGCCAGGAGACUGGAUGACUUGUGGGACUUUUUGAGGGAGAGAGCUUUCCAUGCACGCGUAGUCCAUCGCCUGCGUGCUACGGGCUUCCUUAGGAUUUUUGAGAUUGGGCGGAUGCGGCUCGAUUGGUCUCUUAUCAUGGCGUUGAUAGAGCGGUGGCGACCGGAGACGCACAUUUUUCACCUACCCACUGGAGAGGCCACCAUCACGCUUCAGGAUGUUCAGGUUUUGUAUGGGUUGCGUGUUGAUGGACUGGCCGUUACACUGUCCCAGUAUAUAAGAGCUAUGACACGUCCCCAGUAUUUGGAUUUGCUGGGGAAGUAUAUUGGUUUCAGAUCACAGGGUGAGGCUGCAAUUAAAGGGGGCAGUCACAUUUCUGUGACAGCUAUCAGAUACUGGGGUGCUGCUGUUCUAGCAUACCUAUACAGGAGUAUGUGUCGGGCUAGCAUAGGCACCCAGGUGGACAUAUGUGGUUUUCUGCCACUUUUACAGUUCAUCUGGACGCCAUACAGCGACGAGUUGCUAGCUGAUCUGCUCGAUUAUUGCUUGAUCGACCGACUGCUUUGGAGCACUUCCGUCCCGAUGAUGUGCCUCGAUGUGGUGGAGCAUCAUGCCAUAGAGCGUGUACUUCGCCAGUUUGACCGCCUCCAGACUAUACCGAGGGAGCCUGCAUGA
Molecule: messenger RNA, 786 nt
Organism: Nicotiana tabacum (common tobacco)
Lineage: Eukaryota; Viridiplantae; Streptophyta; Magnoliopsida; Solanales; Solanaceae
Source: RefSeq, a predicted model, not a curated record